Messenger RNA from Ilyonectria robusta, 876 nucleotides. RefSeq lists its product as uncharacterized. The record is from RefSeq and is a predicted model, not a curated record. The transcript has 4 exons. Lineage: Eukaryota; Fungi; Ascomycota; Sordariomycetes; Hypocreales; Nectriaceae. The coding region runs from base 1 to 876 and encodes 291 amino acids.
AUGGAGCUACCUGACCCCAGCCGACGCUUCCUGUUGACCUUCAUCACGAUAUCUGCGAUCGCGACGUCGUGCUGGCUGCUCGCUCGACACUGGCCCCAAGCAUCAGAACCUACGUCUGUCGACCCAAAGCCGCAACCUGGGCAUGUCGACCCCAAACCACCCAAGUAUAGUAAAACAUUUCGCGUCCGUGGUGUUCCUCUCGACUGGGAUUCCAACAAAUUGCAACAUUUCCUCGAAGAAGACGACAGUUCCUCCCGUCCAGUCGUAAAGUCCCUCGCCGUUGAGAUCGGCGGUCGCUCCAGCACCGCUACCGUUACCUUUCAGAACGUCCCCGUUCGACUCCAAACGCCUCAAACCAGUCUUGAGGAUCACAAGGUUGAUAUCAUUGCAAUAUCCGGCCUCGGCGGUCACGCUUUCGGGUCAUUCAAGGAGAGAAACGGGGACCACAUGUGGUUACGAGACGCGCUCCCGCACGAUCUCACAUGGGAGACAUCAGACUGUCCAAUGGCCAGGGUGAUGAUCUACGGCUACGAAUCGACUGUUGCAGGAAGCAACAACAUGCAAAAUCUAGAGGACCUCGCAACUUCAUUUCACACCAGUUUGCUCGAACUGCCUCGUGGUCUGACGACUAGACCGAUCAUUCUAGUCGCCCACAGCUUAGGAGGGUUGAUUGUCAAGCAGGCCCUGAUAUCAAUGUCUAGAUCGAAGAAUGAGGCCGAUACAACGCUUGUUCGAGCAGUAUACGGGAUUGUCUUCUUUGGAGUUCCACACGACGGUAUGGAUAUUAGCUCGCUUAUCCCAAUGGUCGGAAACGGACCGAACCGCCCCCUCAUCGAAUCCAUCGACCGUUUUAAUUCUAUGAUCCUCACCAUCUAA